AGGGGCGAUGAGCGGGUAUGCGACACCUACCUCUGAGGGAGGUGAGCGAGGGCGUAGCUUGAGCUUGGCGAGUGGGAGAGGUUUCACCGUCCUCGAGGGGGAAAAAGAUAAGGAAAGGGAGGGCACUGCGAGCCCGUCACCUUUCCACCCGGUGAACAGCACUUCUGGGGGAGCGUUCUUCUCUUCCACCUCCCGAGGACGCUCUGCUCCGGACCUCCCAGCCUUUUAUAGCACGAUCGACCUGCUCCAAUCUGAGCAUCUGGCUGCUGCGCGCUCUCUCAUCUCGGGCGAAGCCCUGCUCCGUGAACUGGAGGAAGAGAUCGCGAGGGACUGUGAAGGGCUCAAGAUGUUUCUCAGAGCGGCGCAAGUGAUAGACGAGAUCUCUCCGAGGAGUAAGGAUAGUAUCGUAGGGGUUGGGGAACGGUUGGCGUGCAAGUUAGUCGCGGCGGCUUUACAGGACCGGGGCGUGGACGCAGAGUUCGUCUCAUUAGAGAAUAUCGUUCCCUCCUCCCUGCACGAGCUCUCCGACUAUGGCGAGCGCACAGUGCGUCUCGAACAGCCGUUCUACGACGCGGUGGCCUCUGCCGUUGCCGAGCGCAUAUCCCAGUGCGGGCGGCGCGUGCCUGUCGUGACCGGAUUCUUCGGCCCAGUACCUAACAGCCUUCUCACCCAGAUCGGCCGGGGCUAUACCGACCUCCUUGCUGCUCUCCUCGCGGCUGGGCUGCACCCCGAGACGUCGGAGCUCCAAAUUUGGAAAGAAGUCGAUGGGAUAUUCACCGCCGACCCGCGGAAAGUCCCCACCGCGAGGCUGUUGGAAGUCAUCUACCCCGAAGAAGCCAAGGAGCUCACGUACUACGGAAGCGAGGUCGUCCACCCCUUCGUGAUGGACCAAGUGAUGCGUAUGGCCAUCCCUAUCCGGAUCAAGAAUAUCGAGAACCCCCAAGGGUCAGGGACGAUCAUCUCCCCCUCUCUGCCUUCUCCGCCUAGCAGCCCCGGGGCAGGCGCCCCCCCUGGUGCACCAAGGAGACUCCCGACAGCAGUCACGAUAAAAGACAACAUCAUCAUCCUGAACGUGGCCUCCACGGGGCGAAAGACGUCCACGCACGGGUUCCUAGCGAGCAUAUUUGGGAUCCUCGACCGUUGGGGGGUGACCGUUGACCUAGUCUCCACCUCUGAGGUACACGUAUCCAUGGCCCUGGAGGAUUUUACCGCCGGCUCUGGGGGAAAACGCAUGCGCGAUCGACUGGUGCACGAACUGAGCAAGAUAGGCCACGUCACCCUCUCCCCAGGGAUGGCGAUCCUCUCGCUCGUGGGGAGCCAAAUGCGGCACAUGGUCGGUAUCUCCGGGCGGAUGUUCACCACUCUCGCCGAGGGGAAUAUUAACAUUGAGAUGAUCAGUCAGGGCGCGAACGAGAUUAACAUCUCGUGUGUUAUCGAUGGAAGGGAAGCGGUCAAGGCCCUGAAUUUGAUACAUAUGAGCUGUUUGCAGGUCAAGCCUGAUGGGCCGAAGGGAAGGGUAGGCCCGUGGCUUUACUAGCCAACAAAAGGAACUGGAACCAAACCAACUGCUCAACCCACUGCCCCACUUACGGACUGCCCUACCUUCCCUCCUACUACCCCCCACGCCGAACCUCAACACCACACUCAAACAAGGACUCGAUCGUAUUCUGAAAUCCAGGCGUACAGCGCUAACCUAUGCUACUCUACUCGUAGGAAGGAUACCAAGCAUAGCAUAGUAUAGCGAAGAAUGAUAAUAAACAUACAUAUGACCCGCUGACCCCCUCGCCAACUGCCGCGAUGUCUCUCCCCUCUUCGCACAACACAAAUCCAACCUGGUUUCCCGGGUGGUAGCCAUCCAUCACGCCAGCAUAAGAGACGCCCCAAGAGGGUGGAGGCUAGUGACAGCUAGGAAAAGCUGCGUCACGAUGCGCUUGCAUGUCUAAUCGGUCACGUCGCUCUCGUCAAUCUCGUGGCCCGCUGGCGCGGCGUAUUCGGGCCUUCGACACGGAUCCCCUCCCUGCGAAGCACUUUACCUGCACCAGAAGGAUCAAGUUCCCAUUUUUAUCCAGGCCAUCAUUAGGUCAGGUAGCAAUCCCAGUGUACACGGAGCACCAUGCCAACAUGAAUAGCAUGGAGAACAGCUUGCACAUCGUAUUG
Messenger RNA from Dacryopinax primogenitus, 2157 nucleotides. Its product is annotated as aspartate kinase. The record is from RefSeq and is a predicted model, not a curated record. The transcript has 4 exons. Gene Ontology annotation, molecular function: aspartate kinase activity. Bases 8 to 1537 code for a protein of 509 amino acids. NCBI's taxonomy places the organism in Eukaryota, Fungi, Basidiomycota, Dacrymycetes, Dacrymycetales, Dacrymycetaceae. Gene Ontology annotation, biological process: amino acid biosynthetic process.